This is a messenger RNA of Anisakis simplex (herring worm), 1224 nucleotides long. NCBI's taxonomy places the organism in Eukaryota, Metazoa, Nematoda, Chromadorea, Rhabditida, Anisakidae. The record is from the annotation of a GenBank genome assembly.
AUGGUUGUAUUCGAUAAUUCAGACGUAACGUCCAAUCUCUCAGAUCCUUCUGUCGGCUCCAAUAGAUACCUUUUGCUUGAUCUACUCGGAUCACUACCCACAACCGCAGAUGGUAAAAGGAUCAAAUUGUCAAUCAUAUCGUUCGCUGAUGAACCGGAUCUUUUGGUUACCUUCAACGACAACCAAAAGCGAGAUGCAAUAUUCCGAAAGGUUGAAGGCAUCGAACCUGAGCAUGGAAAACCUAAAUACGCAAAAGCGCUGAACUUUGCCCUCGAAGAAUACGAAAAGUCCCGCCGAGCAGACGCUCGUGGUAUUCUGCUGAUAGUCGGUGAUGGCAGAGCCGAGGAUACGGACAGUGAGCGCAAUGCAGCAUCCAAGAAUCUCAGGAAGCAAGGCAAGUUAUCGUGUUUCGCAGUUGACAGCGGUAAAUCGAUCGAUCAAAAAGUUCUGUCCGAAUACACUGGAUCAGCAGAUCGUGUUUACAACUACGAUAAAAAUGCUGAAUUUGCCAAGAAACUACUAGCUGAGGUGGCUGGUCCAAACUGCAUCAAAAGAGUACGCAGCGAUUCAAGAAGCGCCGAGAAAAGCAGUGAGAAAUCGCUCGGAAAGGAUCUGUUGAGAGAUAUUGGAAGCCGACCGGAUAAUACACUGAAACAAUUUGAAGGCGAAAAGGUAAUCGUGAAGGCGAAGAAUAUCGUUGCACCAACAUUGAAACGUAUCACACCUCGACCUACAGUUGCUUCCUCACGUCGUUCGUCUACAAGACCUUCUCGACCUGUCAGUAGUACACCACGAAGCGCUUCUAAGCGACUUACGACGAAAAGCCCGCUGGCAGAUUCAAAAUCAAAGCAGCUAACUAGAAAACAAUCACUUACUUCGAGGCUUCCUACUGUAGCGAGAGCGAAAAUAUUCUCAUCAACAACACGAACUCCUUCGACCAGACAACCGUCAACGGCGAGUCAGCAAACUACAAAGUUGAGCACUAAGCCGUCAGUUGCCGAGUUGAAGACAACAUCGAGACCACGAACCACUUUGAAAUCAAUAAUAACAUCUCGAAUAACUCCGCAAUUCACCCGUCGACCUACGAAUAAGACCACUGUUGCUAUAACCUCUCGAUUUACUACCCGUCCCACGACCACUCGACUCACAACCCGCUUGACAACCCCUCGACCCACCACUCCGACCAGAUCACCAACACCCACCGCAAAACCGUUCUCUAGUCGA